Geodia barretti is the source of this 220-nucleotide messenger RNA. The record is from the annotation of a GenBank genome assembly. NCBI's taxonomy places the organism in Eukaryota, Metazoa, Porifera, Demospongiae, Tetractinellida, Geodiidae.
AGAUAUGGAGCGUGGUACUCAGAUGCUCAACAUUCUUGAUGAUCUUUUUGAAGGAAAUGAGUCACUGGUCUUGAACUGGUGUGAUUUCGAUUAUGAUGUGGAUAGUAACGAUUCAGUAACAUGCAAGUGCUGUGGGAAUGUCAACUCAAAUUCAGUGACUGACGUUGGGAUUCUACAUGAUGAUUCCAUGUGUAGUGCAUCGGAACGGUUCAUGGAAACU